AGUGUGCUUCAACCAUCAAUUGGCAGUGGCAUAAUAUACUGGCAAGCAACAGUAGCAUACCUAGUUGACAAGAUAUUGAUAUCAAACCAAGAAUAAACCAGCUCCAUAAUUUGAAAUAUUCCUUUCACAAGUUUCUUAACCGUGUCCCUGAAUUAGAAGAGAUGUCUUUGUUUUCUGGAGUACAACAAGGAUCCCCAGUGGAAGCUUUUGCCUUGACGAAGGCUUAUAAUGAAGAUAUUUUCAAAGACAAAGUGAAUUUAGGAGCUGGAGUAUAUCGUACAGCAGAAGGAAAACCAUGGGUUCUACCAGUAGUCAGGACAGUUGAAAAGGCAUUAGCAAAUGAUGACAUACUCAAUAAGGAAUAUUUACCCAUUUUGGGAAUGGAAUCCUUCAGCUUAGCUGCUACCAGGAUGCUUUUGGGUGAUGAUAAUCCAGCUCUACUACAAAAUAGGACCUUUGGUAUCCACACUCUAUCUGGUACAGGAUCAUUGAGAGUAGCAGCUGAAUUUCUCGCCCAAGUUUUAGGAAAGAAAAUUUUCUAUUAUUCCAAUCCUACAUGGGAUAACCACGAAUUAGUUUUCAAGACUGCUGGCUUUGAGGAAGGAAGGAAGUACCGUUAUUGGAACAAUGCUACUCGUGGAUUAGAUUUUGAUGGACUCAUCGAAGAUUUGAGAAAUGCUCCUGAGUAUUCUGUCAUUAUACUACAUGCUUGUGCUCACAAUCCAACAGGUUGUGAUCCAUCUACUAGCCAAUGGGCACAGAUUGCACAAGUUAUGAAGGAAAGGAACCUAUUUCCAUUAUUUGACUGUGCCUAUCAAGGUUUUGCUUCUGGGGAUUUGGUCAAAGAUGCUUUUGCUGUACGUUAUUUUGUGCAGCAAGGCUUUGAACUCUUCUGUGCACAGAGUUUUGCUAAGAAUUUUGGACUCUACAGUGAACGUGUGGGAAAUCUAACAGUUGUAUUGAAUAGCCCUGAUCUAAUAGCACCUGUGAAAUCACAGUUUACUAUUGUAGUCAGAGGAAUGUACUCGAAUCCGCCAAUUCAUGGUGCAAGGAUAGUUACCCAUGUUUUGAACAAUGCUGAAUUAUACAAUCAAUGGCAAGAUCACAUCAAAACCAUGUCCUCGAGGAUUAUCGAUAUGAGAAAACAGUUGAGAGAAACUUUGGAACAUUUGAAAACUCCUGGUGAUUGGAGCCAUCUUACACAACAUAUUGGAAUGUUUUCUUACACUGGCUUGAGCGAGAAACAGUCUCUCCAUAUGGUUAAGAAACAUCACAUCUACAUGUUGAGGUCAGGACGUAUUAGCAUGUGUGGACUCACACCUAAAAAUGUGGAAUAUGUAGCUAAAGCUAUUCAUGAAACUGUUUGUUCAAUUCCCAACAAUUGAGAGAAUGUAUUAAACCUAUGUUCACCAUAAUACUUGUUGAAUUAUAAAAUUGGAUUACACUUUCAUUUCUUG
Molecule: messenger RNA, 1457 nt
Organism: Phaedon cochleariae (mustard beetle)
Lineage: Eukaryota; Metazoa; Arthropoda; Insecta; Coleoptera; Chrysomelidae
Source: the annotation of a GenBank genome assembly